Molecule: messenger RNA, 923 nt
Organism: Spea bombifrons (plains spadefoot toad)
Lineage: Eukaryota; Metazoa; Chordata; Amphibia; Anura; Pelobatidae
Product: chymotrypsin-like elastase family member 1
Exons: 8
Coding region: 22-831 (269 amino acids)
Biological process (GO): proteolysis
Molecular function (GO): serine-type endopeptidase activity
Source: RefSeq, a predicted model, not a curated record
UUUGCCUUCAGGUGCUUCACUAUGUUCAGGCUCCUUCUCCUUGCUGUUUUGGUCCUUUACGGACAUUGUGAUGAACAAUUAAAGUUCUUAGAGGAAAAUGGACGUGUGGUCGGAGGAACAGAUGCAACAAAAAAUGCCUGGCCAUGGCAGGUUUCUCUUCAGUACCUUUCUGGAGGCUAUUGGUACCACACCUGCGGAGGUUCACUGAUCCGUACUAACUGGGUUUUGACAGCUGCCCACUGUGUGGACAGUCCUAAUACCUACCGUGUAUCACUGGGAGACCACAACAUUUACCAAGCGGACGGCACUGAGCAGGUUAUCGCUGUGGACAAAGUUAUCUACCAUGAGAGAUGGAAUACCAACCUACUGGCUAACGGAUUUGAUAUUGCCGUUCUUCGUUUGGCUUCUCAUGCUUCCCUGAAUAACGCAGUGCAACUGGCUCAGCUCCCUGCAGAAGGUGUUGUCCUUGCUAAUGACCAUCCCUGCACAGUCUCAGGAUGGGGUUAUACCAGCACAACUGGAUCAGUAUCUGCUGUCCUCCAGGAGGCCCCUCUGCCUGUAGUAAGCCAUGAUAUCUGCUCCACCAGCUCCUAUUGGGGCAGAACUGUGAAGACCAGCAUGGUAUGCGCAGGCGGAAAUGGAAUCCACUCUGGCUGCUUUGGAGAUUCUGGUGGCCCCCUUAACUGCCCAGUCAAUGGAGGUUACGAAGUUCAUGGUGUAACCAGUUUUGUGUCAUCUCUUGGUUGCAAUGCCUACCUCAAACCAACAGUGUUCACCAGAGUCUCGGGUUACAUUAGCUGGAUCAACGAUAAUAUCAACGCCAACUCCUAAAACAUUCCGAAUUCAUUUGUGGUGUGGAUGAAACUGACUCUAUACUCUUAAAGUGAAAACAUUUUAAAUAAAGUAUACUGUCUCAGAAGCUA